Messenger RNA from Rubroshorea leprosula, 1639 nucleotides. NCBI's taxonomy places the organism in Eukaryota, Viridiplantae, Streptophyta, Magnoliopsida, Malvales, Dipterocarpaceae. The record is from the annotation of a GenBank genome assembly.
CAUCUUUACUUAGAUUUUGCAAUUUUAAUGUUUUGAGAACUAGAGAUUUUCUCUUACUAGUUGCAGUAACUUUCUCUCUUGAAGUCCACUUAGUUCCUCCCAUUUUAACCUAAAAGCACUCUUUAAAUUCACAAAAUACUCCACUAAAGUUGUAGAUCUCAUCAAAACCUACAAGAUGAUGGUCUCCAACUUGUGAUUGUCCUUCUCUUUUAGGCUAUUUUGGCACAAGUUUAAUUGUUGCCACCAAAAAGGAAAAUAUGUGUCAUCUUCUUCUUCAUGAAGUAUCGGAUUGAGAUGAUUCUUUAGGCGUUGGAAAGCUAAGAGGCAGAGCUACAAUUGAUGUUUUAUGAGCUUAACCCAGUUCUAGCUGUAUCAAUACAGAUUUUUGGUUGAAAGUGACGGUUUUGAAUGAACAGAAUGCAGAAAUAAAGAGAAUUGGGUUGUGUUUUAUAAGUGUGGGCCAACUGCAGUCCAGGCCCAAACUAAAGCCCAUUACUCAUGUCUGCUAGGGUUAAAAGAAAUAAGGGUUUUAAUUUCUGGAGAGAUAUAAUAUGCUAGUCGGCAGAACAGAAGGGGGAGCCGUUGUUCUGCGCAACAGCACCCAGCCGUACAUCCCAGCCACCCACAUCUGUUGUUCACCAGAGAAGAAGAGGACAGCCAUAAGUGUGGGCCAACUGCAGUCCAGGCCCAAACUAAAGCCCAUUACUCAUGUCUGCUAGGGUUAAAAGAAAUAAGGGUUUUAAUUUCUGGAGAGAGAUAUAAUAUGCUAGUCGGCAGAACAGAAGGGGGAGCCACACAGACGCGAGAGGAGUUGUUCUGCACAUUGGAAGAGAAGCCGUCCAGCCGCCCAGCCUUCUUGCCAUCCGCAUCUGUUGUUCACCAGCAGCAGAAGAAGACACAGAACCGCACAAAUCUGCUCUGCGAAUUGAGAACGCAAGAACCAAUUCCGUUUGCAGAAGAGCCACGCUGCCGCCCAGCCUUCUUGGGAGAUCCCGACCACAGCACACCAUUCGGCAAACUGCAAUUCUUCAUUGUUUGGGUUUUGUUGUUUUUGAACUUUUUAUUAUGAAUUUCUACUGGGAUUUAUUUUUCAUGGUGGUUGAAAACAUAUACAUGUGUGGCUAGAAUUCUUUGAACUAGGGAUGGAUGGAUUUUAAUUUUUGGAAUAUGUGACUAUUUUUGUUAGUUUAAUUCAAGAUUUAUUGGUUAUUUGCAUGAUGAGUUUAUAUUAUUGAGUUUAAUGCAUUGAGAGCCUGAUCACCUUUCAAUUGAUUUAGUGAUUUAUGCAUGAACUUGAGAAAGAAUUGCAUAGAUUAGACCAAUACUAAUAUAAACCGUGUGCUAGACUAUGAGAUCGAGAGGUAAUUAGCUCACAUGUGGUAGUGGAGGAAGAGAAGAGAGUUAGUAGCUCCCCCUUCUUAACCUAGAGGUUUCCAUAGAAUUUAAUGCUCAUUAGUUUGUUUAAAAUUACAUAGAGAUAUGAUUAAUUUAGCAAACAAAUGAAGGAUUAGCUUGACUUGAGAAAGCUGGUUAAUUAAUUUAGGGAAAUCCGCCAUCUCAUGCAAUAACACUAUUAUUUGAACUUGAAUUAAAUUAAUGGAACAGUUGCAUAAUUCAGAAUUAAAUGAAAUCCAAACCC